AUGACAACAACCCCACCAGACCUCAACCUAGGCCCCUUAACAACAGCCUUCGCAGCACCCCCACCCUGCUCCAGCAUAACCGUCGAAGCAAUCUCAAACACCUCCUAUCUCCCCUGGAUCUACCCACGACGCUUCCUCUCCCUCGCCUCAACCUGUUUCCCAUCCGGCUACCCGCUCGGCACCGCCGCCCUGACAACCACCUACGGCGCCUAUGGCUUCCACGACGAACACGUCUUCUUCUCCCCGGGCCUCUGUCCCAGCGGCUGGUCCAACAACACCGUUCCUACAACUUCUUCUUCUUCUUCUGGGGGCGAACUCACGGCUUUUUGCUGCGAACCCGGGUUCAGUGCCGCGACGACGAAUGCGGUAGAUGGGGGCAGUAGUUCGACGUUCUGCGCCAGUAAGGUGGGUGUUACGACUGUGACGACGGUUCCGUAUACAGGUGAUGGGGUACAGGAUGGAGGGACGAAGACGUUUACUUUUAGUGGGGAUCUUAUCGCGGCGCCGGCUGUUUGGGUUAGGUGGCAUGAGGGGGAUUUUGCUGCUUCGACUACGGCUACGACGACAGGGUCCAGAAGUGGUGGAGGCAGUUCAUCGACGGCUACUCCUUCUAAGACGAGCAUGGCGCCAGCUUCUACUUCCUCUACUCCUGCUGCAGCAACGGGCGGAAUGACCUCAAAAGCGAAGAUAGGGGUAGGGAUUGGUGUUCCGCUCGCGGCUUUGAUUCUUUUAUCAGCACUUCUUUUCUUUUUCUUGAGGAGGAGGGAGAGGAGGAGGAUAAGGAAGGGUGAUAUCAGUGCGCCGUAUAGGGCGGAAGGUGGGUAUAUAGAGAAGCCUCUGAGGGGUGCGCCGUAUAGGCCGGCUGUUGAUGAGGCAGAGGAAGAGGACCUGGGGAUGAGGGGCGGCUUGAGGAGUGUUAGUGGCGUCGGAGAUAGCGAGAUAGGUGGAACAGAGGUGGGGGAUGAGGAUGGAGGACGAGUUUUGAGUGAGAGGGGACCGAGGAUGGCUAGUGUGCCGGCGGAAUAA
Molecule: messenger RNA, 1026 nt
Organism: Mollisia scopiformis
Lineage: Eukaryota; Fungi; Ascomycota; Leotiomycetes; Helotiales; Mollisiaceae
Exons: 1
Coding region: 1-1026 (341 amino acids)
Source: RefSeq, a predicted model, not a curated record